GUUGGGCGGCGCAUGCGCGUGUGGGGGGGAGGGCGGCGAGCGGCGUCGGGGAGCGGUGUCGGUGGCGUUGGCGGGGGCGUCGGGAUGGACUGUGACCUCAUGGAGCCUGACAUCUUGGAGGCGCUGGAGGACCUGGGUUACAAAGGUCCAUUGUUAGAAGAUGGAGCUCUGUCCCAGGCUGUCUCUGGUGGAGCCAGUUCGCCUGAAUUUACCAAACUCUGCGCUUGGCUGGUAUCGGAAUUAAGACUGUUCUGUAAAUUGGAAGAAAAUGUGCAAGCAACAAACAGCCCAAACGAAGCCGACGAGUUCCAGCUUGAAGUGAGCGGGCUUCUAGGAGAAAUGAACUGUCCGUACGUUUCACUAACGUCUGGGGAUGUGACAAAACGCCUUCUCAUCCAGAAGAACUGCCUCCUCCUGCUCACAUACCUCAUCUCUGAACUAGAAGCUGCCAGGAUGCUGUGUGUGAAUACCCCUCCAAAAAAAGCACAAGAAGGAGGAGGUAGCGAGGUCUUUCAAGAAUUGAAAGGCAUAUGUAUUGCUCUAGGAAUGUCCAAACCUCCAGCUAGCAUAACUAUGUUCCAGUUCUUCAGUGGUAUUGAAAAAAAAUUAAAAGAAACAUUAGCAAAAGUUCCACCUAAUCAUGUAGGGAAGCCUUUACUGAAGAAACCGAUGGGACCCGUUCACUGGGAGAAAAUAGAAGCAAUUAAUCAAGCCAUAGCCAAUGAAUAUGAAGUCCGGAGGAAGCUGUUAGUGAAACGUUUGGAUGUCACCGUGCAAUCAUUCGGUUGGUCGGACAGAGCCAAGAGCCAAACGGAAAAGUUAGCCAAAGUCUACCAGCCGAAACGCUCCCUCUUAUCGACUAAGAGUACGAUUUCCGUUGCUCACCUUUUGGCAGCUCGACUGGAUUUGUCAAAGAUUUUAAGGACGAGCAGCGGAUCCAUCAGAGAAAAGACUGCCUGUGCCAUCAACAAGGUAUUGAUGGGCAGGGUUCCCGACAGAGGAGGUAGGCCCAACGAAAUCGAGCCUCCCCCUCCGGAGAUGCCACCGUGGCAGAAGAGGCAAGAUGGUCCUCAGCAGCAAACUGGAGGCAGAGGAGGAGGAAGAGGUGGUUACGAACAGUCGUACGGAGGUCGAGGCGGCCACGAACCGGGAGGAAGGGGUGGCCGCGGCGGCUACGAUCACGGAGGACGAGGGAGAGGAAAUAAACACCAAGGAGGCUGGACGGAUGGAGGGAGCGGAGGAGGAGGAGGAGGAGGAGGUGGCUAUCAAGACGGCGGUUAUCGAGAUUCGGGCUUCCAAACCGGUGGCUACCACGGAGGCGGCGGUGGCGGCUACCAAGGAGGCGGUUACGGUGGUUUCCAGUCGUCUUCGUAUACGGGAAGCGGAUACCAGGGUGGCGGUUACCAACAGGACAACAGAUACCAAGACGGCGGGCACCACGGUGAUCGAGGGGGUCGGGGAGGAGGGAGGGGUGGCCGCGGAGGCCGAGGUGGCCGCGGCGGCCAAGGAGGAGGCUGGGGAGGCAGAGGGGGCCAGAACUAUAAUCAGGGGGGGCAGUUUGAACAGCAUUUCCAGCAUGGAGGCUAUCAGUAUAAUCAUUCUGGAUUUGGACAAGGAAGACACUUCACUAGUUGAGGCCACUAAAGCUUACGUUUCAGCAGAGCUCAAAUAAUAGGAAGCUACCUUCAGAGACCUGGCAGAAAUCUUUCCCACUUACUUUAAGGUAUCUUUAGAAUCCACACGGGGCAGACCGACUCCUUUACGGCAAACAGUCGUAGGUGGGUCUGCAGUUCUCGCGUUCGGGGUGGUUUAAUUUUAACGGGCUUAAUUCAUGACGUUUCUUGUUAAAAAGUGUAUUAUAUUAAUACUUUUCACCGAUAUUCACAAAGAAGUCCCUAUAUCCGGUAGCUACGUUUGCGUGACCGUUAGACUAAUUACUCAGUCAGAACAUUUCUGAUGUUUUGGGGGGGAGCAAAAAGAUUACUUGAACCUGAUAUCUCUAGGUAACAGUUUUGAGAUUUUCUUAAACAUCCUGGUUGACAUUUUUGAAGUACAGUUUCGAUUUCUGCUCCGUAUCGGCUUGUAUUUUUAUCCAGACGGAGGUCAGACCCACCUCUCCGUAGAACGGGUCGGUGUUUUUCUAUUAUAUGAGCUCUCCUGCAGAUGUCACGUUCGGUAGCCUUAUCCUCCGCUAACGGAAAAAAAUUGUAUCAUACGCUCAACUCCGAAGACCUUGAACACCGCCAAAAUCGGUAAAGAUCAUUUAAAACGAGCUAAGUUGUGAACUUAUAGUGUGUCUAGGCAUAUAGUUAAAAAGUAUGGCAAUUCAACCUGGCCUGCAUCCAUCUGAAACUAGUUAUUCCUCCUACGACAACUUAUUUUUACUUGAAAUCAGCUAGAAGAAACAGCAAACCGAAACGCGUUUAAAUCGCGCACGUUAAUCCCCCCCCCGGCUCAGCGAAUACAAGACGGUUUGUUUGGGGACGGGGGGGGAAGUGUUCUUUAGGGUGUUUUGUUUUUUUUUUUAACAAGAAAUGCACUACCGUGUAGGGAGAUGAUUUUGGGGUGUGGAGGGGGCGGCCCUUUAUUACUGCUGCAGAAAACAAAAGCCUGGCUGAGUUUGAUGUUUUACCUUUACUUUACUGAAAUCCACACGACGCUUCUUGCUGGGUUUUUGUGUACAUAAACAUUGUCAAGCUGUGAAAGAAAAUGCCCGAAGGUGUGCUUUGUAUGAAAGGUGAGCAAUAAAGUAUAUGUACGUUC
Messenger RNA from Ornithorhynchus anatinus (platypus), 2763 nucleotides. RefSeq names its product family with sequence similarity 98 member A (gene TSLIG3A). Gene Ontology annotation, cellular component: tRNA-splicing ligase complex. NCBI's taxonomy places the organism in Eukaryota, Metazoa, Chordata, Mammalia, Monotremata, Ornithorhynchidae. The transcript has 8 exons. The record is from RefSeq and is a predicted model, not a curated record. Bases 13 to 1635 code for a protein of 540 amino acids.